Messenger RNA from Ochlerotatus camptorhynchus, 2739 nucleotides. RefSeq names its product transmembrane 9 superfamily protein member 4 (gene TM9SF4). The transcript has 8 exons. Gene Ontology annotation, cellular component: membrane. The record is from RefSeq and is a predicted model, not a curated record. The coding region runs from base 134 to 2026 and encodes 630 amino acids. Gene Ontology annotation, biological process: protein localization to membrane. Lineage: Eukaryota; Metazoa; Arthropoda; Insecta; Diptera; Culicidae.
AAUCUUCGCAUCUGGUUUGACGAGAUCCUGAAAAUAUUUUCUUAAUUUAUUUGCUAAACUUCUAGCUUCCUUCGCUGAAUUUCAAUGAAUUAGUAUCUAGUAGAAAGUAACAUCGGCUGCAGUACAUAGAAACAUGGAAUAUAGAUGGCAGCUGAUAGUUGUUUUCGCAGUAGCUUUGCUACAAUGUUGUAUGGUGCAAAGUUUUUACGUGCCCGGGGUGGCUCCGGUCGAGUUCCGAAAAGGGCUGAAAAUAGACGUGAAAGCGGUUAAGAUGACCAGUACCCACACGCAAUUGCCGUACGAGUAUUACUCGCUGCAGUUUUGCUUACCGAAGAAUGGGACACUGGUGUACAAGAGUGAAAAUCUCGGCGAGGUGCUUCGGGGCGAUCGGAUCGUAAAUACACCGUACGAAGUACGGAUGGCGGAAAAUGUUCGCUGUAAGCUGUUGUGCAAUAGCAAGGAUCGACCCAUGAACUGGGAUCGAGAGCAGUCGGAGAAGGUGGCCGAACGAAUUAGGCACGAAUAUUUUGUGCAUUUGAUCGUGGAUAACCUACCGGUGGCUACCAAGUUUGUGAAUCCGGAUACAAACGAACAACAGUUCGAGCACGGUUACCGUCUGGGGCAAGUGGACGGAAAUAAUGUGUAUAUCAAUAAUCAUCUCAAGUUCCGUUUGUUCUAUCAUAUGCACAGCGAGAAUCAAUAUCGCGUUGUAGGUUUCGAAGUGGAAACCUUAUCAAUUCAUAAGGAUCAACUUAGCUUCGAAGGUGAUACGUGCAGUUUUCCGGAGAGCCCUCGACCGCAACCGGUUUCAGUGCACGCGGGACAUACACAAUUAUUCUUUACUUACUCGGUCGAGUGGAAAGAAUCGUCGGUUAAGUGGGCAUCUCGGUGGGAUAUCUAUCUCGGCAUGAACGAUGUUCAGAUCCAUUGGUUCAGCAUCAUCAAUUCGUUGGUGGUGGUAUUUUUCCUCUCUGGUAUCCUAACUAUGAUCAUGGUGCGAACGCUUCGUCGAGAUAUUGCAAAGUACAACACCGACGAUAGUGUUAAUAUUGAGGACACUUUGGAAGAAACUGGCUGGAAGCUGGUCCACGGGGAUGUAUUCAGGCCACCGAGACAUCCAAGGCUGUUCGCUGCCGUUAUCGGUAGUGGAAUUCAGAUUUUCUUCAUGGCUAUGAUUACGAUCAUUAUUGCCAUGCUGGGAAUGCUCUCACCCUCGUCACGAGGCGCACUGAUGACGGCCGGCAUAAUGUUGUACGUGUUUAUGGGCCUGAUCGCAGGCUAUUUCUCCGCCCGUCUGUACAAGACAAUGAAAGGACGGAAUUGGGAGCGAGCUGCCUUUUUGACGGCUACCCUUUUCCCGGGUCUUGUGUUCGGUACCUGCUUUAUUCUCAACUUCUUCAUCUGGGAUCGUAACUCGAGCGGUGCAGUUCCUUUUGGCACGAUGGUUGCAUUACUUUGCCUAUGGUUCGGAAUCUCACUACCCUUGGUGUACUUGGGUUACUAUUUUGGAUUUAGAAAGCAGGCCUAUCAGCAUCCGGUGCGGACGAACAUGAUUCCAAGGCAAAUACCGCACCAGCAUUGGUAUAUGAACCUGGCGCUAUGCGUGCUGAUGGCCGGUAUUCUGCCAUUCGGAGCCGUUUUCAUCGAAUUGUUCUUCAUCUUUUCGGCCAUCUGGCAAAACCAAUUCUACUACCUGUUCGGCUUUCUGUUUCUAGUGUUUUGCAUACUGGUAGUCAGCUGUGGGCAAAUAUCGAUAGUAAUGACGUACUUUCAACUGUGUGCUGAGGAUUAUCGCUGGUGGUGGCGAAGUUUUAUCGUGUCUGGCGGGUCAGCUGUGUACAUUCUAUUUUACAGCAUAUUUUACUUUUUCACUAAACUGGAGAUUACGGAAUUUAUUCCCACCUUGCUGUAUUUAGGCUAUACCGGCUUGAUGGUAAUCACGUUCUACAUCCUCACGGGAACAAUCGGAUUCUUUGCCGCGUAUAGCUUUAUUCGCAAGAUUUACGGUGCCGUGAAGAUCGACUAAAAAGCUAUCACGAAAACAACCUUCAUCAGCAAUUAACAAUUACGAUCGAUAAUCGAUGCAUGAAUGGAUGAAUACGUUUUGGAGAGUGCAAAUACUGAUUUUUAUGAUGAGUGCAUGAAUGUGUGUGUGUAUAGGUGAGCGGUUUGCAUUAUCAUAGCAAAGAGUGCAACGAUUAGCUUUGUUCUUAACGAGCUAAAAUUCUCAUUGACACGUUUUAAUUAUUUUGCCAAACCACUGCUUCUCGAUAGACAACUAAAUUAUAUGUUAUAGGGGAAAUGGAUGUAAUGUCGGCCUAAAUGCCCCUAAUUUGGGCCCAUGCAUAAAAUCGGCAAUCGACUACAUUUUCAAUAGCGACCAAAAAUAUCCAUUAGUAGCGUCCCAAUGACGCGUUUAUCUAGAUAAAAUUGAUAAAUAGCAGAUUUUUAGCGAUGGGCCCAAUCUUAGAUCCAUAAGCCAACAUUAGAGCCAUUUCCCCUAUCUACUAUUUAAGCGGAAUGAAAAUAGAUCGAUGAACAUAAUGUGACUAAGUUUUAGAGGUGUUUGUAUGUUACUCAACAACUACAACUGGGAAAAGCAUCAGAAAGAUCAAUUCGUGGAAUACAAACAAUGAAAAUUAGGAAUUACAUUCAGUCUGAUAGGCUUAGUUAGUGGAUGUAAGAACGUCUCAACUAUAAAACUGAACAAAAACUGGAAAUAAACGAAAGUACUAUUAA